ACGGUGAGGGACGCUUUGGAGGAGAAAGGCAACGCAGCGAGCUAAACACAAUGGCGACGUCGGCGACAGCAGCAGGCGGGACGGGCUCAGGCGGAGGAGCGGCGGGUCUGGUCGGCGGCGGAACGGCGGUAGCCCGAAAGAAAGACGGCGGUCCUUCUACGAAAUUUUGGGAAAGUUCGGAAACGAUUUCUCAGCUUGAGACGGUGCGACUUUGGAUCGGAAAGCACUACAAGAAGCAUGUCCAGAAUGACUCUCCAUCCAGUAAGUCCCUGGCUGGCCUGGUGGUCCAACUGCUUCAGUUUCAAGAGGAUGCGUUUGGACGCAGGGUCAACAAUCCUCCUCUUACCAAGCUACCUGCCAAAUGUUUCCUUGAUUUCAAGGCAGGAGGAACUCUCUGUCACAUCUUGGGAUCAGUAUACAAGUAUAAAAGUGAGCAGGGCUGGAGGAGAUUUGACCUGCAGAAUCCGUCUCGGAUGGACCGGAAUGUGGAAAUGUUCCUAAAUGUUGAAAAACACCUGGUCCAGAAUAACUGCCUGACACGGCCCCUCGUCUACCUGUCGCCAGAAAUUGAGCAGAAGCAGGUCAGCAAACUCAAAGACAUCAUCAAGAGGCACCAGGGUUCAGUCACUGAUGACAAGUCAAAGGCAACUCAUCACAUUCACCCAUCUUUGACACAGCAGGAAGACGAGGAGUGGCUGCGUCCCGUCAUGAGGAAGGACAAGCAGGUCCUUGUUCACUGGGGCUUCUACCCAGACAGUUAUGACACCUGGGUAUCCGCUGGUGAGGUGGAUGGUGAUGUGGAAGAUCCUCCCAGCUCUGAGAAACCCUGGAAGGUUCAUGCCAAGUGGGUUUUAGACACAGAUGCCUUCAAUGAGUGGAUGAAUGAGGAAGACUAUGAGCUGGACGAAAACAAAAAGCCUGUCAGCUUCCGACAGAAAAUCUUCCCCAAAGAGGAGGAGUCUUCCCGUACACCCGAUCGCAAGGAGCGCAAGGCAAACUCUGCUGGCAAGAAGAGGAGACGCUCGCCCUCGCCGCCCAGCACUCCAGCCGAGUCCCGAAAAAAAGGAGGAAAGAAGGGGAACCCAGGGCCUCACUGGAAGCGACGGGGACACAGAGGAGAGGAAGAGGACACUGAGGAGGACAUGACGAAGGACAUGGAUGACUCCUCUGCCGGCGCCAGCAUGGAGGAUGGUGUGUCCAAGAAUGCUAAUUCAAAAAAAGACAGUGAAAAUACUCCAGUCAAGGGAGGGAAUAUGGCAGAUUUGGAUGACAUGGAGGAUGAUUCGGUGCUGUCCGGUGGAAAGGAUGAUGAUGAACAAGGCAAAGGAGAAGUCAAUCGGAUGGAUGCUGGAGAGGACAAUGUAACUGAGCAGACUCAUCACAUCAUCAUUCCCAGUUAUGCUGCCUGGUUCGACUACAACAGCAUCCAUGAGAUUGAGAGGAGAGCUCUUCCAGAGUUCUUUAAUGGGAAGAACAAAUCCAAAACUCCAGAAAUAUAUCUGGCCUAUCGUAACUUCAUGAUUGACACUUAUCGGCUGAACCCUCAAGAGUACCUGACCUCCACUUCCUGUCGCAGAAACCUGACUGGGGACGUCUGUGCCAUCAUGAGGGUUCAUGCAUUCCUGGAACAGUGGGGUUUGGUAAAUUACCAGGUGGAUGCUGAGAGUCGGCCAUUACCCAUGGGCCCCCCUCCCACGCCCCACUUCACUGUGCUGGCUGACACUCCCUCUGGCCUCAUUCCCCUCAACCACCGGCCUCCACCUAUUCCUCCUCCUCAGCCAAUGCCCAACUUUGCAGAUAAGUCCAAAGACAAAGCAAUUGACUUGCAGAACUUUGGCCUCCGCCCUGACCUCUACAAGAAAAGCGCCAAACAGGGAAAGGGAGCAGGUACCACCAGAGAAUGGACUGAGCAAGAGACUCUACUACUGCUUGAGGCCCUGGAAAUGUUUAAAGACGACUGGAACAAAGUGUCGGAGCAUGUUGGUUCACGCACCCAAGAUGAAUGUAUCCUGCACUUCCUGCGGCUGCCCAUUGAAGAUCCUUACCUCGAGAGCACAGAAACGUCUCUGGGCCCUCUGGCCUACCAGCCCAUUCCCUUCAGCCAGUCCGGAAACCCAGUAAUGAGCACAGUCGCCUUCCUGGCCUCUGUGGUGGAUCCCAGAGUGGCAUCUGCUGCAGCCAAGGCAGCUUUAGAGGAGUUUUCUCGCGUGCGUGAGGAAGUUCCUGCUGAGUUGGUGGAAGCUCACGUCAAGAAGGUCCAGGAGGCAGCAAGGAGCACCGGCAAGGUGGACCCCACCUUCGGCCUGGAGAGCAGCGGCAUCGCAGGAACCGCACCGGAGGAGCCCGAAAAAACAGAAACCGCAGAACCAGAAAAGAUGGAAACAGAUUCGGACUCCCAACAGGCUGAUAAGGCUGAGAUGAAGGACGAGGCGGAAAAGCCCAGUGAGUCGGCAGAGAAAAGCGACAAGACGGAGAGCACGGAAAAGGUGAAGAAGGAGGGAGCAGAGGGAUCAGAGCAUGAACAGGAGAAGGAGGAAGAAGGAGAGACCAAAACAGCUUCAGCAGAUAAAGAUAAGGAUGAAACUAUGGACACCUCAUCUUCAGAUCAAGAGAAGGAAAAAGAGGAGAAGACAGCUACCGAGGAGGGAGAGGAAAAGCAGAAGAAGUUGGAGCAUGACAUUGGAGAGGGAAACAUCGCUACAGCGGCCGCUGCUGCUCUCGCUUCUGCAGCUACCAAAGCCAAGCACUUGGCAGCAGUUGAAGAAAGGAAAAUUAAGUCCCUGGUUGCUCUGCUGGUGGAAACCCAGAUGAAGAAGUUGGAAAUCAAGCUGAGGCACUUCGAAGAGCUGGAGACCAUCAUGGACCGCGAAAAGGAAGCUCUGGAGCUUCAGCGGCAGCAGCUCCUCACCGAGCGCCAGGCGUUCCACAUGGAGCAGCUAAAAUACGCAGAGAUGAAGGCCAGACAACAGAUGGAGCAGCAAGCCGCCGCCGCUGCUGCUGCAGCCGCCCAGGCUCAAGGUCAGGGCUCUGGACCUGGACCGCACCCCGGUCCCCCUCCACACGGUAUGCAUCACGGCGGACCCCCGCCCCACCACAGCGGCCCUCCUACUGCUCACCAUGGAGGACCACCGCCCCACCAUGGCGGGCCUCCUCCCCACCAUGGAGGACCGCCACCAGGUGCUGCAAUGCAUCCUGGGUUCCCUCCAAUGGGCCACCAUCCCAUGGCCCCCCACCACCCAGGACAGACAGGACCGAUGGAACCGGGUCAGCCGAUGCCAGGACGGAUGCUGUCCGCUCCGCCUUCUGCCGGACCGCCACCAGGGGGCAUGCCUCCCAUGAUGCCCCCACGUCACCCUGGAGCCCCCAAUGGCAUGUAUCCUGGCCCCCCACCUGCACAACCAGAGGCGAUUCCUCCAGCUCCUGUGGCUCCUCCAGCGCCCCCAAGUGGCCGGGUGUCUGACAAUUAAGACGUACAAACAGAAAAAGCACACGUGCAUAAAG
Molecule: messenger RNA, 3501 nt
Organism: Xiphophorus hellerii (green swordtail)
Lineage: Eukaryota; Metazoa; Chordata; Actinopteri; Cyprinodontiformes; Poeciliidae
Gene: smarcc1a
Product: SWI/SNF related BAF chromatin remodeling complex subunit C1a
Exons: 28
Coding region: 51-3467 (1138 amino acids)
Biological process (GO): cell projection morphogenesis
Cellular component (GO): synapse
Molecular function (GO): protein binding
Source: RefSeq, a predicted model, not a curated record